AUGACUCUCCCCGAAAAGUGUCAAGUCCUCGUCGUAGGCGGGGGUCCAGCGGGGUCUUACACGGCUUCCGUCCUAGGCCGUGAAGGUAUCGAUACCGUCCUUGUAGAAAUGGAACACCAUCCUAGGUAUGACUUGCCAUUUGAAAGUAGAGUAUCAACCUUUAUUUAAUACCUGGCUAGAUACCAUAUUGGAGAAAGCCUGCUGCCAUCUUUCCGUCACUACCUUAAGUUUAUCGACCUUGAUAAGACUUUCGAUUCGUAUGGUUUUAUGGUCAAGCCUGGAGCUGCAUUCAAGAUGAAUCCUACGGACCGAGAAGGAUGUAACUGUUUUCCAGAAGACUCUCAAUGCGUUCAAUGCUAACAUUCAAAAAUAGACACCGACUUCCUUGCUACCGGUGGUUCGAACAACUACUCAUGGAACGUCAUCCGCUCCGAGGCAGAUGAGAUCCUUUUCCGACAUGCCGCUAAGAGCGGCGCAAAAACCUUUGAGGGAAUCAAGAUCAACUCCAUUGAGUUUGAUCAGUCUCAAAAUACGGAUAAGAUCUCUGGGAUUAUUGGACGACCCGUCUCUGCUGCUUGGUCCAGCAAGGGCGAAGGAACAAACGGCAUUAUUCAUUUCGACUACAUCGUUGACGCUACCGGCCGCGCUGGUUUUUUGAACACCAAGUACCUAAAAACCGCCACUACAACAAAGCACUCAAGAAUGUUGCCAACUGGGCCUACUUCAAGGGAAGUGGCACAUAUGGAAGUGGGACUUCGCGUGAAAACUCCCUUUUCUUCGAGGCAUUACGAGGUAUUGCUGAUCAACCCUAUGAGGCCUGUUCAAAAGCCACUAACAAUUCGGAACAUAGAUGAGAGUGGAUGGGCCUGGCUCAUUCCGCUGCAUGACGGUACUCAGUCGAUAAGCGUCGUCAUGAACCAGGAAAUAGCUAUCAAGAAGAAAGGAGCCUACAGCUCAACAGAGGAGUUCUACAUGGAAUCUCUAAAGCAAGCUCCUAUGCUGAUCGAGCUUCUCGGCAAGGGCGAGCGAGUGACACCUGUCAAGUCCGCCUCGGACUACUCCUACCACUCACUCAUCCAGUUAUGCAUUACCUUACGCCAGAAUCGUCGGUGAUGCAGGUUGCUUUAUCGAUCCCUUUUUUUCCUCCGGCGUCCAUCUUGCGGGAACUGGUGGCCUCUCUGCAGGCACCACUAUCGCUGCCAGCAUCAAAGGUGAUGUAGAUGAGGUUACCGCAGCUGAAUGGCAUUCUAAUAAGAUCAAGCAUGGUUAUGCACGGUUCUUGAUUGUUGUAUUGAGCGCAUACAAACAGAUGCGAAACCAGGGGCAGUCGGUAUUGGCUGAUUACGGCGAGGACGACUUUGACAGAGCUUUCAGCUUCUUCAGACCGGGUAGGUUCCUCUAGGAUAAUAGACUUUGAGCAUUUCUCAUAACUAAUUUGUUGAGACUAGUUAUCCAAGGAACUACUGAUGCCACUAGCAAGAUUACGCAAGCUGAAUUCUCCAAGACAAUUGAGUUCUUGAACAAAGCAUUCAAACCAGUAUUCGACCCACCCAUCAACAGCACCAAUGGAGACGGCAUUGCCACACCCGUUGACAUCCAAGAGCAGCUCACAGCAGAAGACAUGGAGGCUCUUCAGGCUCUGCGAAAGUACCACAGCAAGGAUGGCGAGGGAUUAGAGAACUUCACGACAGACGUUAUUGACGGUCUGAUCCCAAGACUAGAGAUGACUCGCCUAACACUAAUCCCUGCCAACCAACAUGAAUAG
Molecule: messenger RNA, 1765 nt
Organism: Hymenoscyphus albidus
Lineage: Eukaryota; Fungi; Ascomycota; Leotiomycetes; Helotiales; Helotiaceae
Source: the annotation of a GenBank genome assembly